Molecule: messenger RNA, 1018 nt
Organism: Theobroma umbraticum
Lineage: Eukaryota; Viridiplantae; Streptophyta; Magnoliopsida; Malvales; Malvaceae
Source: RefSeq, a predicted model, not a curated record
GAAAUGGCGGAAGACACAUUGUAUCUUCAACUGCACAAGCUUUCAGCAGUAAACUCAGAGGAAAUACUUGACCAAAUUCUAACAACUCUCUGGAAAACCCGAAGAUCCGGUCUUAGCCCGCCCGACAAGUCUCGGAUUCAGUCUCUCCUCUCUCUCCCUUCCCUCUCCGAACUCGACCCCGUAUUGGCAUGUCUACGUUCGCUCAUCAGGAAAUGUGUGCAUGAAAAUUUCAAUGGCGAUGAUCUUCUGAAGCUGUUUCCACCUGAUUUGCCACUUGAUUUGCAAAGCACUCUAAUUCUGUUGUUUCAGAAGUAUCAAAGUCAGUGGAAGGAGGAACUAUCGAAAGAACAGCAUCCACUGCCAAGGACCAGUCUUUCCUAUCAGGUAAAAGCAAGCGCACCAUCAUCUUUCACACCAUUGUCAUCUUCUGAUAUUCCAACAUCCUUGUGGCCUCGUCAAGAUGAUCCCAUUACCCGCAUUAAUCUCAGUGAUUUUGGGGCUUCUACACCAAUCAUUGCUGAUACUGCUGGGUCACAUUUGGCUCCCUUGUCAAUACAACAGGAUGAUGGUCCUCCAGACAAUCUGGAAGUCCUACCCCGCCUUAAAUCAAUGACAUGGACCAUGGAGAAUCUCAACUCAGCACCAGCCAAUAGAGUGGCUAUUAUCCAUCUUAAGCUCCAAGAUUACACCAAGUCUGCUUCAGGAGAGAUAGAAGUGAAGUUUCAGCUGACUAAAGACACACUGGAAGCUAUGUUGAGAUCAAUGACUUAUAUCAGUGAACAACUCUCAAAGAUGGCUGAGACGUCCUUGGAGCCGACACAGAAAAAGCCAAAGCAAUAGGACUGUGCAGUCUUAGUCUGUUUCUUUUCUCUUUCUCGUUGUAUGCCAAUUAUCUAUAGAUUCAUGUAUAAUUAUCAGCUAAUCUAACAUGUUCUCAAGAACGAGUUAGAAUUCAUCUUAGCAAGCAUGUUGUUGACUGUUGACAGUCUCAAUUGCAAUUCUUCCUUCUAUAGAUGAA